AUGGGCACAGGGUGGGUGCAGAGAAAGCGAUUGUGCUUCGCAGUUAGCAGGAGUAGAAAGCUGAUCGCCCGGCUCCUGCCAGUGGCCAGAUCGCAAAGGCAGUUUAGACGGUGCAAACAACUGCCCAGAGCAAAUCACCUGGGGGCACGUCUGCGGGUGGCUUCUCCCCGCUUGAGGACAGUCCCCACGCCUUCCGCCCCAUGCCCUCGCAGAGACAGGUUACAGGUCGGGAAAUCCAACCCGAGCGAAAUGGGCAAUUCACGUCCAAAUGUAGGUGAAGACCUAGCCUUCGGUUUAAGAACUGCCUCCCUAAGCUCUUCUCGAAAUUUUCCAAGGCAGCUGCAGCUUGUGGCUCUCACAGGAGCCCGGCACUUUUACAAGCCUGUUUUGGAACCAUAUUUCACUCGAAUGCAAACCCAUUUAAAUCAUCGCCUUGUUUUUCGGAGACUGUUUCUUCUAAAUGGGGCCAUAAAUCCAGAAUGUCAAGCCGGAUGGAGUGGAGCGCGGACAGGGGAGAGAUGGAAGGGAAAUGAAUCAAGCAGGGAAAGUACCUCCUCGGCGCGGGGAGCUACGGCGCGCUCUGCCCCGGAGGGAGCGCCCCCCUACCUGGAAAAGCCUCAGGAUGUUGGCUACCAUGCUGGAGACCGAACUCCCCGAAGCCCCAAUCACUCCAACUACUUUCUCGGGCUUGACGAAAACCGGAGGCUCGCCGUUGGUGCAGCGCACUUCGGAGGUGUCCUUCUGGAUGAGCGCCUGGACGAAAGUGAGCGACUGUUCGAGCGCAUAAGUGUCCCUGGAACGAGUGUCCAGGAUCCGCGCUCCCAGCGUCACGUUGGGCAGCAGGUUGGGAUCGCUGUUGAUCUGGUCCAGGGCGUAGAGCAUCGCUUCCAGCCUGUGGAUCCCGUUCUCCCUCUUGAUGUCGCCGCAGGGCACUCCGCUGGGACCCUUCGCGUGCACCGGGAACAGCCCCCCGAGGGUGACGUCCCCCUCGAUCCGAAUGGAGUGCGGGGCGUACAUCUCCUGGCCGCGCGCCGCCGCCGCCGCCAGCGCGCACAGAAGCACCUCCAGCACGCAGCAGGGAAACUUCAUCAAAGUCAGGGCGCGGAGCAGCUUCCCCAGCUGGACCGUGCUGCUCCCGCGGCUGCGGCGGUGGCGGCGGCACUGGAGGGGACGGUGGCGGGCCCGCGGGAGUCCUGGCCCCUUGGGGUGAGCUCCUCCGGUGAAGCCCAGGGUCUCCUGCGGGCGAGGAGGGUAGGGGCGCCCGGGGAAGGGCAGCCGGCGAGGGUGGGGGGUCCCGCGGCGCCUGCCAGCUUGGGGCGCCGUGCGCUCUCGGGUUCCCCGGCCAGCGCGCCGCGCUCGAGCUCGCGCUCGGUGGCUUGCAGCUCGAGCUCUCCAACAGCCCAGCACUGGGGAGAGAGCGAGGAUGGCUAUCGCUUUAAAUGCGCGUUCGGCUCCCUCUCCUCCUCCGCCCACUCCCUCCCACCCUCGCUCGCUCUCAGGCUCUCCCCACCCUUCCCAGCGCCCACCCUCCCCACGGUUUUGCAACAUCACGCAGGGAGGGGCUGCGUGCUGAGGGGUUACUGUGGCCGGAGCCGGAUGAAGUAACCCUGGUCUCCAGUAAAUCUGUGGCGGAUUCGCUCCUUUUCUUCCUUUCAUCGCAAGAGAUGGAACAACUGAGAACUCUGCAGAGCGCACUUUCUUCUCUGGCGCUGACAGGUGUAAGGCUCCCUCCUACCCAUUUCCAGAGAUGCUUUUGGGCUGAUGUCAGGUUUCCUCGGGCAGGAAAUAGCAAGAAAGAGGUGACAGUAGGAGGAGCAGACAGAAAUCUCCCCAUCG
This is a messenger RNA of Globicephala melas (long-finned pilot whale), 1836 nucleotides long. The record is from RefSeq and is a predicted model, not a curated record. NCBI's taxonomy places the organism in Eukaryota, Metazoa, Chordata, Mammalia, Artiodactyla, Delphinidae.